AUGUUACACCAGAUCAUGGGUCAGGCCAAGAAGCAUCCGAGCUUGAUCCCCCUCUUCAUAUUUAUUGAGGCAGGAGGUACUGGAGCAGCACUCUAUGUGUUGUGCUUGGCAAUGUUCAAUCCAGAUGUCAGUUGGGAUAGGAAGAAUAACCCAGAACCUUGGAACAAACUGGGUCCCAAUGAUCAAUAUAAGUUCUACUCAGUGAAUGUAGAUGAUAGCGAACUGAAGAAUGAAGGUCCAGACUUCUAAAUGAAAUGUUUCACUAUAAAGCUGCUUAGAAUGAAGGUCUUCCAGAAGCCAUACGCACAAUUUUCCACUUAUCCAGGAAAUAUUUCCCCUCUAAAUGCAUGAAAUCAUGUUGGUGUAUUGUGUUGGGGUUUACACUGAAUAAUAAAUAUCUGAAACUUGAAAAA
This is a messenger RNA of Canis lupus familiaris (dog), 413 nucleotides long. RefSeq names its product cytochrome c oxidase subunit NDUFA4-like. The transcript has a single exon. The record is from RefSeq and is a predicted model, not a curated record. Lineage: Eukaryota; Metazoa; Chordata; Mammalia; Carnivora; Canidae. Bases 1 to 249 code for a protein of 82 amino acids.